Molecule: messenger RNA, 1239 nt
Organism: Darwinula stevensoni
Lineage: Eukaryota; Metazoa; Arthropoda; Ostracoda; Podocopida; Darwinulidae
Source: the annotation of a GenBank genome assembly
AUGAAAUCUCAAAAGAGGUUACAUGAUCACCAUUCCAUGGCUGGCCUUUCCCUUGGACAUGCACGUCGUCAUGCUCAUCGUCGCAUCCUCCAUCGGCGUCUCCCACCAAAUGCAAUUCACAAGCAUAUGAGACCAAAGCCUAGGAUUCGACCCCAGACAGUCAAGUUGGAGAAACAUGACAUUUCCACCAAGGUGGAAGAGCCAGUGGAGGAGCUUAGAAAUGGUUCAUGUAUCGAGGAGGAACUGGAGAAUGAUGCCUAUGACUGUGAUGAGGACAAUGACAAUGAUCAGUCUGAUAAUGCUUUGGAAUUUCCAGUGCCCUCAGUAUGGCGUAAGGAUCUCAAAAGGCCAUUGUAUGUUGUUAGGCCUGCUUCACUUGAAGAUGAUGAAAAUGAGCUGGUGUUGAACCGAACAGCCAUGGUAUGUGUGUUUCAGUAUCUCAAGAGACCAGAACUUGCUGUGUGCAUGCAGGUAUGUCGUGACUGGAAUCGGUGGUGUUUGGACCCCAAGCUCUGGUAUUCCAUGGACCUGUCUCAGCAGAAAAUUACCCAACACACCCUUCAAGGCAUUGUACGGUGUCAGCCAACUCGUCUUGAUCUAAGCUGGUCCUUCAUCACUGGAAAUCAGUUGAGAUGGCUCUUACCCCGUCUUCCUCAACUCAAGGAACUUCAGCUGGUGGGACUUCCAUGGAACACUGUGAAGUCCAUUGUGACUGCAAGCUGUCCUGUGUUGAGUUCAUUGAAUGUUUCAUAUGUUGGUGGACUUGGUGACAUCCAAUUUGCCAAAAUGCUUUCUCAACCUCCAGAUUCUCGACCAGGUAUGGUGGACUUCUCUACUCGUCUGCGGCAUUUGGUUGAGAUACGGUUGGCUGGCUGUGACAUUUCAGAUUCAAGUCUUGAGGUUCUGGCAUCAAAUCUGUCAUCUCUGGCAAAAGUAGACAUAAGCUGCUGCACAAAGAUUGGGGAUGCUGGCAUUAGCCGAAUGGUAUCAGGAGGAUUGCGAGACCGUUUGGUCUAUUGUGAUGCUCAGAAAUGUCCUCGAGUUACUGACAAGGUACUGACUGCCCUCAGUAGCUGUCCUAAUCUUGUUCAUCUUGACCUCCGUCACUGUGAAUGUGUCUCAUCACAUUCACUGAAGCUAUUUGCAGCUGACAGAGAUGGGGUGAAUGUGGAUGGAAAGCUUGUGACCCAUGCCAAGCACUCACAUUGCCAACGCAUUCCUAGUAAAAUAAGGAAGUGA